Oppiella nova is the source of this 932-nucleotide messenger RNA. Lineage: Eukaryota; Metazoa; Arthropoda; Arachnida; Sarcoptiformes; Oppiidae. The record is from the annotation of a GenBank genome assembly.
UUAAAAUUGAAAACUGUUUUCAAAAUUGAUUUGAUUUUUGUUUUCAAUAUUUAAUUCACUUUUGGUUUGAGUUUUGCAUUGAAUUCACGAAACGAUUGAAUGAAGUGAUGGCUGAAGAGGAAGACAAUGAAUGCCAACAAUUGGUUAAAAGGCCAAAGGUGUCAUCAAAUGAUAUGAAGUCCACUGAAGAGGAAUGCUAUCGGAAGGACUCUUUCGACAGAUAUGGCGACGACUUAUGCGAAGUGAUAUUGUCUCACCUGUCACUCGACGACUGUUUCCGAUUUGAAUGUCUGUCCAAACAGUGGAAGCGAUCGGUGUUUGCGAAACGACACACUCUUGUGGUCGACAAUAAACUGCUGAGGAAGUGGGGAGUAAUAGACAACUCUAAGAUGCGAGACAUCAAUAUGAAGGCAUUGAUGUCAGUGACCAACAAAUGUGCAAACAUUACAUCCAUUCAAAUGACAAUCACUUCUAAAGCGACUGAAGUAGUCUUCAUAGUACUCAUGAGUUUAACGAGUCAUUCAUUGAAUGCAAUUGACGUCCGAUUCAGUGAUGAAAUCGAUGUCUCAAUAGUGGACACAAUUCUCGGCGAAUAUGGCUCACUGUUCACUUCAAUAUCAUUACCAGAAUCCGCUGUAAAUGUGUUAAAAUUACACAACAAGUCAUACACAAGACUUCGACAUCUUUCUAACACUUCUUUAACGGAGUUCCCGUUGUCUAUACUAUUCAAUGAAGACAAUGAACUGAUUGUUAAGAGUUUGACUCAAUUUGAAUGCGAUUAUAUGGAAGAAGAUUUGCCACUCUUUACCACAUUUGCCGAUCACUACAGACAUAGUCUCCAGUCUUAUGAUGUAAGUUGCGAAGAACCGACGGAGCAAUUGAAUGUGAAAUACCGAUUCACGAAACAUCCAUUGAUUGUGUCAAACAAAUAG